This is a messenger RNA of Vigna umbellata (rice bean), 871 nucleotides long. RefSeq names its product RING-H2 finger protein ATL47-like. The record is from RefSeq and is a predicted model, not a curated record. NCBI's taxonomy places the organism in Eukaryota, Viridiplantae, Streptophyta, Magnoliopsida, Fabales, Fabaceae.
UAUUUCAUCAGAAUCAGACCUUCCAAGUUCGAAGGGAAAGGUAAACUGGGCAAGAUCACAGUGAUGGAGAUUGUGAUUUCUUUGAUCAUAUUGUUUGUGGGUAUAGCGAUUUUGGUGGUUAUCCAUGUCUGCAUAGUGGGGAGAGUCUUCAGAGGAAACAAUACUGGUGAAGAAGAUACUCAACAGGGGCAGAACAUGAGUGGAAUGAAAAGAAUGUUGGGUGAAGACAACAUUAGCGACCUCAAAAACCUUCCUUGCUUUAUGUACGAGGAGGCAGCAGCAGUAUCAGCAGAGAGAAGAGAGUGCAGCAGUCCUGUCGAUUGUGCUGUUUGCUUGGAGAGUUUCAAGGUUGGUGAUUUGUGCAGGUUGUUGCCCAAUUGCAAUCACACCUUCCAUCUGCACUGUAUAGACUCAUGGAUUCUCCACACACCCAUCUGUCCCAUUUGCAGAACAUGUGUUCUUUCAGUAACAGAACAGCAAAGUUAUGCUUCUGAGAAUGUAGAAAUUGUAACAUCAUAGACCUGUUCAAAAGUGCCUCCUAUUUUGUGUCUGGUGUGUCUGGUUAGGUGAAUUUGUGCCCAAAAUUUCAUCUGAAUAAUGUUCUCGCACACACAGAGACACAUAUUUUCAGUGUUUCAUAUUUUUAGCUCUGAUUGUUAGAUUAACAGAGUAAUUUCAUUGCUGAAUCAUGAACUAUCCCUUUUUUUUAUUCGGUUGGUUUAUAUGAAAUGUUUAUCCUUCCAGACAGAUUUUGAGACCAGAGAACAUGAACUCCAACGAAAUAGUGAAUGUUUCUUUUGUCUUUUUCGGGCUAUCUUAUCAACACAAGUUGCUUUGCCUGUUGUUACUGGUUGUUUCAUUGUAUUUUGGA